AUAGGGAACGGCCAAAGCAUCUCUCAUAGCUCAGGCACUCCAGGUCAGCUGAAGGCAAGAGGAAGCGCUAGAGCCCCCUUCAGCGUGUCUCGGACGUUUAGGAACUCGGCUUGCUAGAAGGCUCAAGGAGAUGACGGCAGAAAUGAAAAUCCAGCUAGUGUGCGUGAUACUCCUGGCUUUCAGCUCCUGGAGUCUGUGCUCAGAUUCAGAAGAGGAAAUGAAAGCAUUAGAGGCUGAUUUAUUGACCAAUAUGCGUACAUCAAAGAUCAGUAAAGCAAAUGUGCCCUCUUGGAAAAUUACCCUGCUAAAUGUUUGCAGCCUUGUAGCUAACCUGAACAGCCAAGCUGAGGAAACCAGAGAGUUUCGUGAAGAGGAGCUUAUUGCAAGAAGGAAAUUUCCCACUUCCUUAGAUGACUUUAGCUUUGAAGCAAUGUUGACAAUAUAUCAGCUCCAAAAAAUCUGUCACAGCAGGGACUUUCAACACUGGGAGUUAAUUCAGGAAGAUGUUCUUGAUACUGGAAAUGACAAAAACGAAAAGGAAGAAGUUAUAAAGAGAAAAAUUCCUUACAUUCUGAAACGGCAGCUAUAUGAGAAUAAACCCAGAAGACCCUACAUACUCAAAAGAGGUUCUUAUUACUACUGAGAAGAUGAAUAUUUUAUUUACAUGUGAUUGUGAUUUAUCAUCCUUUAAUUAAAUAUCAAAUUGUAUUUGUGUGGAAAUGUGACAGAACACAAUUAUUUUGUCUCUUCUACAAUUGUGAUUUAUUGGAUGUGAUUUUUCUGCAUUAAUAUAAAUUGGCCUGAAUGUUUUCAAAUAAAUCUAGAUAUUGAGCAUGAUGCCUUGUGUAUAAUUGAUGUUAAGUCACAUGUAGAAUGCUUUGCAAUUUUGCCAAGCACUUAAUGGGUUGUUUAAACAGUCAAAAUGUUUGACAUUUUAAGCCAAAUUAUAAGAGAUUAUAACAGAGUCUUACAACAAAGUCUAGCCUACAUAUCAUUAACCCAAAACAAAGUAACAAUACUUCUUUCAUUAUUUGACUGUUUUUUGAAUUGAGAGAAAUACCUGCUCUUUUCCCAGACUCACUCAUGAAUGUCUCAGAAAUAGGCAACGUGAUAGUGAUAAAAUAGAGUCAUCUUAAAAGAAUGAUUAAUGAACUAUUGUUAUGCCUAUCUUAAUGAAUGAUCUUCAACUGACUUUGUGUUUCUGUUAAAUGAAUUUAAUAGCAAAUAAAAAGAUAACAAGUCAUCAG
Messenger RNA from Ceratotherium simum simum (southern white rhinoceros), 1247 nucleotides. RefSeq names its product neurotensin (gene NTS). NCBI's taxonomy places the organism in Eukaryota, Metazoa, Chordata, Mammalia, Perissodactyla, Rhinocerotidae. Gene Ontology annotation, cellular component: axon terminus; extracellular region. Gene Ontology annotation, molecular function: neuropeptide hormone activity. The record is from RefSeq and is a predicted model, not a curated record.